Molecule: messenger RNA, 2616 nt
Organism: Clonostachys solani
Lineage: Eukaryota; Fungi; Ascomycota; Sordariomycetes; Hypocreales; Bionectriaceae
Source: the annotation of a GenBank genome assembly
AUGGCUGCAGCAAGGUGUUUCGACGAGACAUUCGUAGCCCCUCAGUGGCUUCCUGGAGGUGAGGCGUUUUGGUAUCGCCGGAAGACGGGCGAGAAGACUGCCAAAUUUAUCCUUGUCGAUAUUCCCCGCAAGGCAACCCGUCCUGCGUUCGACCACGCGCGGCUUGCCAACGCGCUGGAGAAGUGUGCGGGAGAUGCCAAGAUUGACCCGGAGGAGCUCCCGUUUUCUUGGAUAGAGCUGGAGGACUCCAGUGUCCGAUUCCGCUUUGAGGGGCAGAUCUGGCAGUAUCAGCCUGGGAAGAGCCUGGUGAAGUGGCCAGGCGAGUUUACCCAAGGAAACAAGACGCUCAUGCGAAGGCAAGAACCUUCUACUAGCAAUCAUGCAAGCGAGAUUGCCUCGGUUAAUUUCAUCAACUCUACAAGGGCCACUUUAAACUUGUACCAAGUCAACGAGGAGGGUGUAGAAAAGUUUUUCAUGCCCUUGUCAGUAGGGAAGAAACUGGUUCAGAAAACACAUGCCGGACUGUUCUGGAGAAUUGAAGAUCGUGAUUCGGGCCAGUUGAGAGGUAUUUACCGUGUGCCGGAUGUGGGACACAGUACUGUUGUUGUGGGCGAGGUCGAUGUUGAUGAAUAUCUAGGCCCUGGGAAUGAUCUUCCUGAGGGAUGGUCACAGCGAAGGAAUAGCAAUGGUCGCAUCUAUUACCUCGAUCACAACACCAAAACCACUCACUGGGACCAUCCUGCCAUCUUGCGUGAUUUUGGGGAUCAGGAAGCCAUUGUAAAACCCAACGGCGAUACAAAGGGCAAUGAAGGCAAUGAAGGGACGCGGACCCAGCAGACGGAUGAUGACAAUACAUCAUCAGCGAGCUGCAAUGACCAAAUCAACAGAGGAGGCCUUCAAUUAUUUGUUCAAAAAGGCAGCCUGUGGCUAAAAGAUAAAGAUGGAAACAAGAACCGGCUAUCUGAGGCAAACCCAAAAGGCUCUCGUUAUGCGAAUGAGACGAUCUAUAUAUCUCCCGAUAAGAAGUUUCUUAUCGCCUGGCAAUAUACACUUCCUACAGAAACUGAAGAAUUCUGGAUUGAAUAUAGCCCUGAUGAUUCAAAUCACCCAAGACUAGUUGAAACCCCGAGCAAGUUGCUCGGGGAUGACCCAGGGUUUGACCGGCCUCGCUUAUUUAAUCUUGCCUUGAAAUGCGAGAUCGAGACUGCGGACGACGUUUUUCUCGACCAGUAUCAGCUACACCAUCUGGGAUGGAGCCCGGAUGGUUCAGAGUAUCGUCUUAUAUUUGAUGGACGUGGGCAUCGGGUUUUGAAAAUUCUAGGCAUCGAUCAAACCGGAUCCAUCCGAGUGUUGCAUCAAGAAGAGAGUCAGACAUUUAUCGAUGUUACAUCCAAGAUGUACCAUAAGGUACUUGAUAAAUCCGACAGACUACUUUGGGCCAGCGAGAGAGAUGGAUAUAACCACCUCUAUUUGAUCGAUUUACAGCAGGGCAGAAUACAGCAUCAGGUCACACAGGGGCACUGGAACGUGCAAAUGGUCGAAUUAGUUGAUGAAGAGAAUGAGCAAGUCUGGGUUUCUACCUACGGGUUUCAUAGAAAUGAAGACCCAUAUCAUGUACACCUAGUACGUGUCAAUUUUGACGGUUCCAAUAUUCAGUCCCUGACAGAGGGUGACGGAACGCAUUCGUGGAGCUGGCCGAUGGAUGGUCGGAAGUAUUUCGUUGAUUCUUGGUCCCGAGUUGACCUCCCACCGCAGACCAUGGUACGGUGCGGCGUAACAGGUGUCCCAAUAUUGAAAAUCGAGGGGAUAACUGCCAAGGCAUUGAAACAAAAGGGCUGGGUUCCGCCAGAGCGAUUUCAAUGCCCUGGUCGAGACGGGACAACACCUAUAUACGGUAUCAUCAUCAAACCAUCCAACUUCAGCAAGUUCGGCAAGUUCAAGGCCCGCAAGUAUCGGAUUGUCGAAGAUAUUUAUGCAGGGCCAUACGACUUCUUCACACCGAAGAGCUUUGGUGAAGUGAUACACGAGCCUGCCUGGUCGGGAUGCGGCUACGUGUCUAUCCAGUUAGAUGGUAUGGGCACCAAUUGGCGGUCUAAGAAGUUCCACGACGUCUGCUAUAAAAAUCUCAUGGAUUCUGGGUUUCCAGACCGCAUUAAAUGGAUAAAAGAGGCAGCCAAGACCCGCUCCUGGAUGGAUCUCAGCCGGGUAGGGAUAGUAGGCUCAUCCGAAGGAGGCGCAAACGCUGCCGCUGCUUUACUACAUCACGGACAUUUCUAUAAAGUCGCCAUCUCCAGCUGUGGUGCGCAUGACCAGACCCUUUCUAAUUUGUGGUGGUCAGAGCAGUGGUUGGGUUAUCCAGCCGAUAAGGCGGCCGUUGAAAAUUCAAACACAACCCACGCGAAGAAGCUCCCUGAAAAUGCAAAACUGAUGCUCAUUGCCGGAGGGAUGGAUCAUGCGCUGAGCCCUGCAUCAGUCAUGAGGUUUGUCCAAGAACUUAAUAAGUAUAACAAGAUGUAUGAGUUGGUUUUCAUUCCAGGUGGGGGUCACGAAUGCGGCUCGGAACCUUAUGGGCUCAUGCGAGCAGAAGCAUUCUUGAAAGCCAACUUGGGCUCUUGA